AUGGCUACUGAACCUGAAUUCCAACAAGCAUACCACGAAAUCGUUUCUGCUUUAGAAAACUCCACUUUAUUCGAAAAACAUCCAAAAUACAAGAAGGUCUUACCAGUUGUCUCAGUCCCAGAAAGAAUCAUUCAAUUUAGAGUCACCUGGGAAAACGACAGGGGUGAACAAGAAGUCGCUACUGGUUACAGAGUCCAAUACAAUUCUGCUAAGGGUCCAUACAAAGGUGGUUUAAGAUUCCAUCCAUCCGUUAACUUGUCUAUUUUGAAAUUCUUGGGUUUUGAACAAAUUUUUAAGAAUGCCUUGACUGGUCUGGAUAUGGGUGGUGCUAAAGGUGGUCUGUGUGUCGACUUGAAAGGCAGAUCUGAUAAUGAAAUCAGAAGAAUUUGUAGUGCUUUCAUGAGAGAAUUAUCCAGACAUAUCGGCCAAGAUACUGAUGUCCCAGCUGGUGAUAUCGGUGUCGGUGGCCGUGAAAUCGGUUACUUAUUCGGUGCUUUUAGACAGUACAGAAAUUCUUGGGAAGGUGUUUUAACCGGGAAGGGUUUGAACUGGGGUGGUUCUUUAAUCAGACCAGAAGCUACCGGUUACGGUACUGUUUAUUUCACACAAGCUAUGAUUGACUAUGCUACCAAGGGUAAGGAGUCCUUUGCUGGUAAAAGGGUCGCCAUCUCUGGUGCAGGUAACGUUGCCCAAUAUGCUGCUUUAAAAGUUAUUGAAUUAGGUGGUAUUGUCGUCUCUUUAUCCGACUCCAAAGGUUGCAUUAUCUCUGAAACUGGUAUCACUGCUGAACAAGUUGCUGCUAUCGCCGAAGCUAAGGUCCUUUUCAAGACCCUCGAACAAAUUGUUUCUGAAUAUUCUGCUUUCACUGAAAAUAAGGUUAAAUAUCUGGCCGGCGCUAGACCAUGGGCGCAUGCUGGUCCGGUUGACAUUGCUUUGCCAUGUGCUACUCAAAAUGAAGUAUCUGGUGAUGAAGCUAAAGGUUUAGUCGCUGCUGGUGUGAAAUUUGUCGCCGAAGGUUCCAAUAUGGGUUGUACUCCAGAGGCUAUCAACGUCUUUGAAACUGCUCGUGCAACCGCUCAAAGUCCAUCUGAAGCUGUUUGGUACGCUGUCGGUAAGGCCUCAAACUGUGGUGGUGUUGCCUGUUCUGGUCUUGAAAUGGCCCAGAACUCUCAAAGAGUCCGUUGGACCAGAGAAACUGUCGAUAAGGAAUUGAAGAAGAUUAUGAUCAACUGUUUCAAUGAAUGUGUUGCUGCUGCUCAAGAAUACAGUAAUGAAACUAAUAAGAAUGCAUUACCAUCUAUUGUUAAGGGUGCUAACAUUGCCGGUUUCGUCAAGGUUGCUGACGCUAUGUACGAUCAAGGUGAUGUUUUCUAA
This is a messenger RNA of Arxiozyma heterogenica, 1374 nucleotides long. RefSeq names its product glutamate dehydrogenase (NADP(+)) GDH3 (gene GDH3). The coding region runs from base 1 to 1374 and encodes 457 amino acids. Lineage: Eukaryota; Fungi; Ascomycota; Saccharomycetes; Saccharomycetales; Saccharomycetaceae. Gene Ontology annotation, cellular component: cytosol. The record is from RefSeq and is a predicted model, not a curated record. Gene Ontology annotation, molecular function: L-glutamate dehydrogenase (NADP+) activity. The transcript has a single exon.